Lutra lutra (Eurasian river otter) is the source of this 3070-nucleotide messenger RNA. RefSeq names its product methylenetetrahydrofolate reductase (gene MTHFR). Gene Ontology annotation, molecular function: FAD binding; methylenetetrahydrofolate reductase [NAD(P)H] activity. The record is from RefSeq and is a predicted model, not a curated record. Bases 83 to 2239 code for a protein of 718 amino acids. Gene Ontology annotation, cellular component: cytosol. NCBI's taxonomy places the organism in Eukaryota, Metazoa, Chordata, Mammalia, Carnivora, Mustelidae. Gene Ontology annotation, biological process: tetrahydrofolate interconversion. The transcript has 12 exons.
UCCCUCCGCCCAGAGGAACACACUUGCUGGGGAAGUUUCCUUUUGUUUCUUCCCCACCCACUUUGGGUCCCGGCUGGCAGAGAUGGACCAUCCAACACCCAAGGUUCUCCCUUCCAGAUCCCACGGCCCCUCCCUAGGACUGUGGACUUUGGAGGCUGGCAGGGUGAGGUUCUCAGUGCGACCCUCCAUCAGCCGGAAACUGGCCAUGGUGAACGAACCCAGAGGGGAUGGCGGCCCCCCUCCCCGCUCGGAGGGCAGCAGCAGUGGCAGCGAGAGCUCUAAGGAGAGUUCAAGAUGUUCCACACCUGGGCUGGACCCCGAGCGCCACGACAGACUCAGGGAGAAGAUGAGGCGGAGGAUGGAAUCUGGGGACAAGUGGUUCUCCCUAGAAUUCUUCCCUCCUCGGACGGCCGAGGGGGCUGUCAAUCUCAUCUCAAGAGCCCGUGGGAAGGUGGUGAAGGGCCGUGUGCUCUCAGGAGCCCCUCUUCAGAAAGAAAUUACCUACAGGUUUGAUCGGAUGGGGGCAGGUGGUCCCCUCUUCAUAGAUGUGACCUGGCAUCCAGCAGGGGACCCCGGCUCAGACAAGGAGACCUCCUCCAUGAUGAUUGCCAGCACUGCUGUGAACUACUGUGGCCUGGAGACCAUCCUGCACAUGACCUGUUGCUGUCAGAGCCAGGGACAGAUCACGGGCUACCUGCACAAGGCCAAGCGGCUGGGCCUGAAGAACAUCUUGGCGUUGCGGGGAGACCCCGUGGGUGACCAGUGGGAAGAGGAGGAGGGAGGCUUCAGCUAUGCCGCGGACCUGGUGAGGCACAUCCGGAGCGAGUUUGGGGACUACUUUGACAUCUGUGUGGCAGGUUACCCCAAAGGCCACCCCGACGCAGGGAGCUUUGAGGCUGACCUGAAGUACUUGAAGGAGAAGGUGUCCGCAGGAGCCGACUUCAUCAUCACCCAGCUUUUCUUUGAGGCGGACACAUUCUUCCACUUUGUUAAGGCUUGCAGCGAGAUAGGCAUUACCUGCCCCAUCCUCCCCGGCAUCUUUCCUAUUCAGGGCUACCAUUCCCUUCGGCAGCUUGUGAAACUGUCCAGGCUGGAGGUACCACAGCAGAUCAAGGACGUGAUUGAGCCGAUCAAAGACAAUGACGCUGCCAUCCGAAACUAUGGCAUUGAGCAGGCCGUGAGCCUGUGCCAGGAGCUUCUGGCCAGCGGCUUGGUGCCAGGCCUCCAUUUUUAUACCCUCAACCGUGAGAUGGCCACCACAGAGGUGCUGAAGCGUCUGGGCAUGUGGAUUGAGGAUCCCAGGCGUCCCCUGCCCUGGGCCGUCAGUGCCCACCCAAAGCGGCGGGAGGAAGAUGUACGUCCCAUCUUCUGGGCCUCCAGACCAAAGAGUUACAUCUACCGCACGCAAGAGUGGGAUGAGUUCCCCAACGGGCGCUGGGGCAAUUCCUCCUCGCCAGCUUUCGGGGAGCUGAAGGACUACUACCUCUUCUACCUGAAGAGUAAGUCCCCAAGGGAAGAGCUACUGAAGAUGUGGGGGGAGGAGCUGACCAGCGAAGAAAGUGUCUUUGAGGUCUUUGCACACUACCUCUCGGGAGAGCCCAACCAACAUGGCUAUAAGGUGACUUGCCUCCCUUGGAAUGAUGAGCCCUUGGCGGCCGAGACCAGCCUGAUGAAGGAGGAGCUGCUGCGCGUGAACCGGCAGGGGAUCCUCACCAUCAACUCGCAGCCCAACAUCAACGGGAAGCCGUCCUCCGACCCCGUCGUGGGCUGGGGCCCCAGUGGGGGCUAUGUCUUCCAGAAGGCCUACUUGGAGUUCUUCACUUCCCGCGAGACGGUGGGGGCACUUCUGCAGGUGCUGAAGAAGUACGAGCUCCGGGUUAAUUACCACAUCGUUGACGUCAAGGGUGAAAACAUCACCAAUGCCCCUGAGCUGCAGCCCAACGCGGUCACUUGGGGCAUCUUCCCUGGGCGGGAGAUCAUCCAGCCUACCGUGGUUGAUCCUGUCAGCUUCAUGUUCUGGAAGGAUGAAGCCUUCGCCCUGUGGAUUGAGCAGUGGGGCAAGCUGUACGAGGAGGAGUCGCCGUCCCGCAUGAUCAUCCAGUACAUCCACGACAACUACUUCCUGGUCAACCUGGUGGACAACGAAUUUCCGCUGGACAACUGCCUGUGGCAGGUGGUGGAAGACACAUUCGAACUUCUCAACAGGCCUGAGCCAGAGCAAGACACACAGGCUCUGUGAUCCCUUACCCUCGUGGCCUUAGCCUGAGGCCCCUGCUGUCCUGCCUUCCUCCUCCCCAGGCCUGGUUCUCCCGGGGACCCCUCUUCUCCGGCAUUUCUCCCCCAGCCCUGGCCUCCACUCCUCCGUGAUGAUGGCAGCUAGACUGGCGCGAGGCUUCCCGGCUCUGGCUGGACCGGAGUCAGCCCCACGGGGGAGCCUGGUGUUCCUCGCUCGGCCUAGACUGUGUGCACCCUGAGGAGUGCACCCUGUCCUGCUGAGGACCGUGGUGGGAGGAACAACAUCCUGCCUGAGAAGAGAGGGCAGUUGUUGCUGACCGAGCCCUUGGACCAGGGCAGCCACUGGGAGCUGGGGCUGCCAGUGACCUUGCACUUGGGACCUGCGGAGCAGCAAAGUGAACCCCGGGUGGCAGGCAUUUGUGGUGCUGCGGAAGACACUGGCCCAGCGGAGGUGGUGGCUGCUGGCAUGUCCCCUUGUGGCUGGAGGGGCAGACCCUGCCCUGCCCACCUGCUUGGAGGGCCGCCCGGUUGGCUUCUAGACAGGCCUUGGCCUGAAGCCUGAUAACGCCAGCAUUUCUUGGCGCCCCCCCCCACUCCCCCACCCCCCGCUGCCUGUCUGCCCGAGAGCCAGCUAGGGCUUUCACUUUUCUCCUCUGCUGCUUUACAGAAGAACUAUUUCUGUAUUCCGGUGGUUCAAGAGGGAAGGUGCCUCGUACAGGUUAAAGGCAUCUCAACCCUUAUACUUGGUGGAGCCCUUGACCUGCCCUUCAUCCCCUCUGACCGCAGAGGGGAUACCCUGUCUUACUGUCAAGGGCAAAGAUAAGGCUCCACAGAG